UACUUGUGAUUUCGCUUUAAGAAAUGUAGGUCCGUGCUUGUGCUCCUGCUCCUCCUCCGGACCGAGAUCUCCUGUCCUGCCACCGCCUCCACUCCUCGAGCACGGCGAGUCACCAUCACCUCGUAUCGCCGACGUCGGUCACCACCGCAAACCAGUCCCCGUGCUAGAUGGCAUCUUCUACUCUAAAACCAGGUGUGCCUAUUACUUUGCAAGAGCUAGAGCCCUCCUCAGAGAUGCUCAAGCAAGGGGCAUCCCUCCGGGUAACAGGAAUCCUUCAGUCAUAUGAUGUGGACUCUGCAGUUGCUGUCAUUCAAGAUGGCAGUGCUAGACUGAAGAUUGAUACUCAAAACCUGAGAGACAUUAGUUUCCGCAGCAAUUCCACGUUCCAGUUCAUCGGUGAACUCCUGAUCCAGCCAAACAACGAUGCGAUUCUGCAAGCACGUGUGGGCAGGAAUGUUGAUGGACUUGACCUGAACCUCUACCAGCAGUCUUUGAUCAUCCGACGGCAACAUGAAGCCAAACUACUAAGCUCCAGGAGGCCAUGAUCCAAAGCUGUGAACCAGGCUCAAAGCCUCACUUCAGUUUUUCUGAAGUAUGGAGCAUGUGAGAAAAGAAUCACCUAACUCAUGAUGACCAUGUUCUCCAGUUUGUUAUAGAACCUACAAAGUGGUACUAGUAGUUGUUAACUGAGUUUCCUGAGCACAGAUUAUUCCUCGAGGGCCACCUCAUUCUCAAGGCUAUUUAAGCUAUCAGGUCCAUGAGCUCAUAUUGGUUGAGGGUCCACAUAUCUGUUUCACGUUGUUUUGUGGGCUGGCAUUCCCUUUCAGCUCGACGGAUGUGGCUGCAGAGUGAUAUCCUAUUAUUCUGAACAAUUUGGAACCUGACAGGCUGUGUGGGGACAGAUGGAUGUGAUGCCUACAAACCUUAAUUUCUUUUAGUUA
Molecule: messenger RNA, 941 nt
Organism: Aegilops tauschii subsp. strangulata
Lineage: Eukaryota; Viridiplantae; Streptophyta; Magnoliopsida; Poales; Poaceae
Product: CST complex subunit TEN1
Biological process (GO): negative regulation of telomere maintenance via telomerase
Cellular component (GO): CST complex
Molecular function (GO): protein binding; telomerase inhibitor activity; single-stranded DNA binding
Source: RefSeq, a predicted model, not a curated record